AUGGCCAAGCACACUGGGGUUAAACCCUACAUGUGUGGGGAGUGCGACUAUUCUGCUGCACAGGAAUACAGUUUAAAGCGACACAUGGCGAAACACACUGGGGUUAAACCCUACAUGUGUGGGGAGUGCGGGCACAGGACAGCUAAUAGGUCUAGCCUGACCUUACAUAUGAGAAAACACACAGACAAACCCUACAUGUGUGGGGAGUGUGGGUACAGGACUACUACCAAAUCGUACCUUACCACACAUAUGAGAAAGCAUACAGGUGAAAAACCCUAUAAAUGUGACCAGUGCAAAUAUUCUACUGCAAGGAAAGACGAUUUGAGCCGACACGUGGCUAAUAAGCACACUGGAGACAAACCCUACACGUGUUGUGAGUGCGGAUUCAGGACGGGUGAUAAGACUUCCCUAUCCCGACACAUGAGGACACAUACUACAGGCCAGAAACCCUUUAACUGUGAACUGUGCGACUAUUCAACUGCGAAACCUUCCCACAAAUGUGACUAG
Messenger RNA from Branchiostoma floridae (Florida lancelet), 507 nucleotides. Its product is annotated as zinc finger protein 554-like. The record is from RefSeq and is a predicted model, not a curated record. Gene Ontology annotation, biological process: regulation of transcription by RNA polymerase II. Gene Ontology annotation, cellular component: nucleus. Gene Ontology annotation, molecular function: RNA polymerase II transcription regulatory region sequence-specific DNA binding; DNA-binding transcription factor activity, RNA polymerase II-specific. The coding region runs from base 1 to 507 and encodes 168 amino acids. The transcript has 3 exons. NCBI's taxonomy places the organism in Eukaryota, Metazoa, Chordata, Leptocardii, Amphioxiformes, Branchiostomatidae.